ACUUGCAGUUGCAGUCGGUGUUUGCAAAUUUUGCUUGCAUUUUGCUAGAUAACAAAAUUUCAGAAAUUUCUUACAAAUAUUGUUUACCAAGCUAAACAAUAUUACCUGUAUGAUUCACAAACUGUGUAACAUUCCUUCCUACAAAUCUGGAUGAAGAUAAAAUGAUUGCGGCGUCUGAACCACUGGAGUUUGUGCCGCACGGUCGGACUGUCCUUGCAAAGCAUCCUGGGAAGAUAUACAACAAGGGGCACAAUGUAUCAAUGUCAGAAACCACCUUACUGUAUAAGUUAACCAAUGUGGCGAUAAAAGAUGAUAGUUUGGUCGAAUCCAAAGAUGAUGAACAAGAAUGGUGGACGAUAAGAGAAGUGUACUACAAGGCUCAAGACCUCGAAGAUAUAGAAACAGAAUCCGCGAAAGACUCAAAAUAUGAAUAUGAGUCAUUUCGACCACCGAGUCGUCUCAAAAAUGACUUCAACAUAUCUAUAAAGUCGGAACUCAUGAGCGGCCUGAAGAAAGAUGAAGCUGGACCAUCUAGAGCAGGCAGUGCCAAUAGCUCCAGUAACAUGUCCAAGAAAUUUAACUUAAAUAGCGCUCAAAACACACAACCUAACAAGAAACGGCUCAACCCAAAAACCGAUUGUUAUUAUGAGGAAGAGUUAUAUGUUAAGGGAUGUACUGCUGUAUGGUCGAAAGGAUUGAUCUCAACACCUGGUUCAAAAACAUCAGCCUCCGAACAACGCGAAACCAUAGCUUGUUUCACCCUCGACAAUCCCAUCAAACACGCCGCAUUCGCAGAUUUCCACAUAGACAUAAAUAACACCAUGCUCAUAGACGCACUGAAUUCACAGAUCGGAGAUUCCAAGAAAAACAUAAAAAUCGAAGACAAUACGGAACACAUAAAGAGCAAAACUAUGCCAUCAAUACUGCUCAUAGACAAUAAAUGUAUGAGGGUAUAUGCUAUGGAUGGCAGGGAAUAUAUAACCAGCAUCCCUUUUCAAGUCAAACAAGUGUGGCCAAUGAAAUACGGAGUGCUCCUCGAAAAAGAAACAACACCCAUUUUACACAAUGCCACAUUGCCGCUAUCGUUUUUGAAACUGAAUGAAUCUCACAACAACUCGUUUUCGCGGUCUAGGACAUUUAAGCAUCAGAUGAGCGCAAAGUUGCGGGCAGAAUCGAUAUCUGGAUUCGAUUCAGACUGCCCGCUACCCACAUGCUUUUCUCUCAGUCAUCCGUUGGACGAAGUUACACCGAUACUAAUGAAGUCGCCUUCACAAGGUCUGCAAUACUACAAUGAUGGCGAUUUACAAAUAAUAUUCGUCAGUUCGAACCCCAGCAUCAUACUGCUAUAUGAUUGGAAGUUAGGAACGCACUCGUUAUGGAAACUACGUAAAGCAUCGCGAGAUGAAUGCCUCGCCGUGUGCUCUAACAUGAAUUCAACUGUAUUCAGCCAGUCGUGUGAUUUUGUGAACAGUCCAAUGCAAAGUAUGGGGAAGUCUAUGAACAGUUGGACCGGGAGUCCGUUCCAUUCGAAGAAAGGACCUUUAACUCCGUCCAGAUCGAGACAGAACAGUCCUAUGGCUAAUAUGUUUCACCAGCAGGGGUUGUCGCCACAUGCGUCUAUAGGCCAAGCUAGCUCCGCUUCAAUGUUGGCUAAUACAAUGAUACAAAAUCCACCAUCGCUACCCUUAUACCCGGAUGUGUGUAUCGACCAUAUAUACACAGAUAGUCAAGUUAUACGACGCGAUCCCAUAGAGAAUCCCAAAGACAUAAAGGCGUUUCUGCACACUGACUUGGUAGGUCACAACUAUUUAUGCUACAUGGUGAAAGUGGAGGGGGUGAGCAAGUUACAGAUAAUGCGGUUGAAGAAAUCUCACAGUCACGGGCAGUCGUCUAAAACGAACAUUAUUGUUGGUUGGGUUUCAUCCGUAAUGGCCAGAGAUGCAGUGGUAUUGGAGCAUUUAAAAAUGAUGGCACUGAUUGAUGAAACUGGGAAUAUUAUUCUACAGUCUGGAAACAAUUUUGUUGGCAAGGUCCACGUGGGCGGCGUUCUCGCCAGGCUCAUAGACUCUCCGUACACCAAGCGGUCCACUUUCCAGUCGCCAUUCCCUCGCCGCAGCAGCCUUCUGCCGACGCGGUGUGACAAUACUACGUUCGACGACUCGGCUCUGCACUUGUUGUCGCCUGUACCACACUCAUCAGCUUCGAGGAUCGAGCAGAAGGAGUCUUUGGGUGUCCGCGGGCUGCGCGACGCGGCCGGCAGCCGGCUGAGCGUGCGCUUCGAGGCGGGGCAGCUGUACCGCGUGGCGCUGCCGCCGCCCGCGCGCGCGCCGCUGCUGGCGCGCUGCUCCGCCGCGCUCGCCGCCGCGCUGCCGCCCGACGUCACCGUGCAGGUUAUCAUCAAAUGGUACGGAAUACGGAACGCACCCGGCACGCAGGACCUCACCCCGGAACAGGAAUGGGAAAUGUUCUCGAACAUGAUGCUCUCGCUCAUCGGAUACGACGUGGACAAAUCGCAGAAGCAAACCGAUGAAGAAGUGGAGGUCGUCACCAAAAAGCAAAGGACCUCCAGCGACGGCACCCAGGACGAUUGGGAGUACUUAUUAAACUCGGAACUCCACAAAACGAUCGGCCAAUCGCUAUCGAACAUGCUGAACCUGCCAGCGCUACAGACAGAGGAGAAGCACCGCAAAAUAGAAGAAGUAAAACCGGUGCAAUUUAACACCAACUCUCUAUUAUUUCCGUACACGGUGCACGUGUUUUACACAUUCCAUUUGCUAUACGAAGAUUUCAAGUUGAACACGCUCCUGGGCAGCGACUUGAAACACCUGUCCACGUUCUUGUAUCGCAUCGCGAGGGAUUUGAGUCUGGACAAAUACGUCGAUCAUUAUUGGCUGGAUUUCCCAACGGAUUUCAAUUAUGCCGGGGAGUGUGACUCCCACCUGUGUGAGGAGGUGCUAAAGAAAUUGGUCCAACCCAAUUACUUCAGUGUGGACCCGCCCAAUAUAUUUGCGUAUUUGAACUCGUUGAUGAAGGAUGUCGACGAUGGAUACUACCCGUAUAUGCCGCAAGUCAAUGAUCUAUCCCGGGAUAUUAUCGAGGUGGUGUGCGCGGGCGGCAGCGGGCGCGGCGCGGGGGUGCGCGCGGUGUGCGCGGGCGAGGGCGGCGCGCCCGCCAGCAGCACGCCGCGCGCGCCGCCCCCCGCCGCCCCCGCCGCGCCGCACUGCCGCGCCGUCAUGCUGGCGUGCGAGAGGGGAAUAAGCCCACGCGAUGUAGACAACCUGCCUCCAGCGGUGGGCCUGAUGCUGAUCUCCAUCUUCAGCAGAUGCAAAGCCGACCCUCCCGUGGACUGGCCCUUGGAGGCUUACCGGCUUGCGAUGAGGGAGGAUCUGGCUCUACAGGCGGAAAUCGCUGAGACAAUUAAGUCUACGGAUGAGUAUAUGGAAACUCUAGCGCUUGAAGUUCUAGAGAAAGAAACAGCAUACUCACAACAGAACAAUCCCAUGGAGGAACUACAGAACAACGAGGAAGAGGCCACCGGGAUGGAGCACAUGAAUACGAAGCUCUUGAAAUUGUUGUAUCCGAGGGACCAUAGAAUGGAGGAAGUGUACAGCCUCCUGCAAUCGUCGAUUCCGGUGACGAUACAUUUGUUGCAACGACCCGAGAUAUCGGAUCACGACUUUAUAGAAGAGCAGGAGAAGUAUCUGUAUGCGAUGGGGACGAGGACUAUGGCGUUGCCGGUCGGCAGGGGGAUGCUGACCCUGCGCAGCCUGCCGUGCUCCCCCACGGAGCCGCUGACGCUGCCCAAGCUGUGCGUGAGCGGGCGCGGGCCGCCGCCGCGCUGCAACACCAUCAACCUCAGCGCCAACGACACGUCCCCACAUUGCCUGCUGUGGCCCACUUUCCACAACGGGGUCGCCGCCGGCCUGGCCCUGGUGCCCAUGACCGGCUCCAACAUCGACUCCAGCUGGAUCAUUUAUAAUAAACCCCGGGGCACACAGGACAUGUCAACAGAGCACGCGGGAUUCCUGCUCGCUCUGGGGCUGAACGGCCACUUGAAGGAUAUGCCCUACAUGAAUAUGUACGAGUAUCUUGUUAAGUGCCACGAGAUGAUCAGCAUCGGCCUGCUGCUGGGUCUGGCCGCUACUUAUAGAGGCACAAUGGACGUGCAAGCGACCAAGAUGCUCAGCAUCCACGUGGAGGCGCUGCUGCCGGCGAGCAGCGUGGAGCUGGACAUCCAGCACGGCAUCCUAGUGGCUGCCGUGCUGGGCGUGGGCCUGCUGUACCAGCGCACCGCCCACGACCACUACGCGCAGGUGCUGCUGCGCGAGAUUGGCAAGCCGCCCGGGCCCGAGAUGGAGAACUGCGUGGAGCGCGAGGGCUACGCGCUGGCGGCCGGGCUGGCGCUGGGCUGCGUGUGCCUGCGCGCCGGCGCGCGCCCGCCGCUGGCGCACCUGGCGCACCUGGCGCCGCGCCUGCGCACCUACAUGCUCGGCGGCGACCGCGCGCCCGCCGGCAACCAAACAGACAAGUACAAGCAGGGCUCGUUCGCGAUCCGCGAGGGCAGCACGGUGAACCUGGACGUGACCUCGCCGGGCGCCACGCUGGCCCUGGGCCUCAUCUACAUGCAGUCCAACAACCAGGCGCUGGCCGAGUGGCUGGAGCCCCCCAGCACUGCCUACAUGCUGGAUUUCGUGAGGCCGGACCUGCUCAUGCUGAGGGUUAUAUCUAGAGGACUAGUGUUAUGGGACAGCAUUGAACCCACUGAGGAGUGGGUGGAGAGUCAGGUGCCGUCGACGAUAAACCCAUAUUGCUUCGUCAAACCAACGGACGAGAAUAUCGACUAUGAGGCUAUGAACCAAGCGUACUGCAACAUAAUAGCGGGCGCGUGCUUCGCCCUCGGGCUGCGCUACGCCGGCUCGGGCUGCGAGGAGGCGCGCGACGCGGCGCUGCACUUCGCGGCGCGCCUCGACGCCGCCUGGGCCGGCGCGCCCGACCUCGCCGGCGCCGCCACGCUCGAGGCCACCUGCUGCGUGUGCCUGCUCGCCGCCGGCAUGAUAAUGGCGGGCCGCGGCGACGUGGCCGUGCUGCGCGUGUGCCGGCGGCUGCGCACGCGCACCGCGCGCAUCGCCGCGCGCCCCGACCGCGCGCCGCUCACGCACGGCGCACAGAUGGCAGUACACUGCACCAUAGGCCUGCUGUUCCUGGGGGGGUGUCGCGCCACGCUGUCCACUACUCCGGAGGCGGUGGCUGCGCUCAUCAUCGCCUUCUUCCCCAAGUUCCCCACGCACACCGAGGACAAUAGAUAUCACUUGCAAGCGUUCCGACACCUGUACGUGUUGGCGGUCGAGCCGAGACUGCUGCUGCCCAGAGACAUCGACACCGGGAAGCUCUGCUAUGCGAACAUACAGGUGAUAGAUUUAGAGGGAGCAAUGAAGGAAAUGAAAGCGCCGUGCAUUAUACCAGAGUUGAAUACGCUGAGGGAGGUGAAAAUAAACGACCCCCGCUACUGGCCCAUCACCUUCCAACGGGACCAAAAUUGGGACCAAUUGAAAACAUUCCUGAACUACACUUGGUGCGUAGACAUUAAACAGCGUGCUGGAUGCCUUUCCUAUCUGGACGACCCACAAGGCUUCCUGACCAUCCUGGCCCAAACCCUAACACUCGACAGGACCAACAUUUGGUCAGCGCAGUCGGACAAUAUCGAGCUCUUUACCAAUGACGAGAAAGUCAAAAAUUUCGUGAAGCACUACUUGGCCAAGGAGGCCAUCGUCGGCUCCAGCGCUGGCGGCAACAUUUGCGCCGAUUGCUUGUUGCUGAUGAAAAGGAAGGCGGGCUUCCGCAGCACGGGCCUGUUGAACAGGGGCUGCGUGUGCCGGAAGUACAGCAAGGACGAGCAGGAGUACAUGCAGAGCCUGAGUGUGGUCACUUACGAGUGCGUCGUCAAAGAUGUGCUGCAGGCUUUGCCGAUUUGGACCACGUUCUUGAAAAUAAUAAAGGAGAUGCGGACGGAGCCGACGACGUACCACAUGUGGCAGAUAAAGCUGCUGCUGUCGCAGGCGGACAGCGUGAGCCGGCGCAGCGGCGACGCCAUGCCGGUGGACGGCGCCGAGCAGAGCGAGCCGCUCGUCUCCAACGAGUUCACGCUCGCCAUCAAGCAGAAGAUCGCGCUCGCCUUCGACGCCUGGGAGCCCAAGCUGCAGCCGCUGCUGCGCCGCCACCUGGGCGCCGGGCGCGGGGCCCGCGUCGGGGCGCCGGCCGGAGAAUGUGUUGAUUAA
Molecule: messenger RNA, 6275 nt
Organism: Zerene cesonia (dogface butterfly)
Lineage: Eukaryota; Metazoa; Arthropoda; Insecta; Lepidoptera; Pieridae
Gene: shtd
Product: anaphase-promoting complex subunit 1
Exons: 25
Coding region: 162-6275 (2037 amino acids)
Biological process (GO): anaphase-promoting complex-dependent catabolic process; metaphase/anaphase transition of mitotic cell cycle; protein K11-linked ubiquitination
Cellular component (GO): anaphase-promoting complex
Molecular function (GO): molecular adaptor activity
Source: RefSeq, a predicted model, not a curated record